This is a messenger RNA of Syngnathoides biaculeatus (alligator pipefish), 4015 nucleotides long. It is a transcript of the gene sacm1la, whose product is annotated as SAC1 like phosphatidylinositide phosphatase a. The transcript is spliced from 20 exons. Gene Ontology annotation, molecular function: phosphatidylinositol-4-phosphate phosphatase activity. Bases 356 to 2173 code for a protein of 605 amino acids. The record is from RefSeq and is a predicted model, not a curated record. Gene Ontology annotation, biological process: phosphatidylinositol dephosphorylation. NCBI's taxonomy places the organism in Eukaryota, Metazoa, Chordata, Actinopteri, Syngnathiformes, Syngnathidae. Gene Ontology annotation, cellular component: endoplasmic reticulum.
UACUUAUAUAACCCAAAAAGUAAAAUUCAUCAAAUUUGGUUGAUGAAUAAUCCUAAUAUGGUUUAUUUUUUUCAACACAUACGAUGUUUUUUCUUUUUUUUAAUGGUAACAUUGCCCUUACCAAUGUGGCCGUCGCGUAGCUCUGUCACUUAGCCGGGCUGCAAAAAACGCAUUUACUCAUCUAGUUUUUUUUUUUUAUUUCUACCCAUGUUACGCCUUUCGUGGUUGCCAAAUUGCACAAAGAAGCAUCGAUUUAACCACGAAGGUGUGUUCUGCGUUUUAGAUCUCUGAGCUGGCAACACAAACUCAGAAGCUGUCACUCUGGUGUUGCUUUGGUUAGGUCGACGCAGCGAAGAUGGCGACCGCCUAUGAGCGAUAUAAUUUACAUACGACCCCUGAAAAGUUUUUCAUCGAAGCCUGCGAUGAAGGGGCUAAUGCUGUAUUGGCUAUCGACAGGGUGUCAAAUGAGAUGACCCUCACAAGUAAAAAGGAUAUCCCUGCCUCAGCGGUGACCAGGCCUAUCUGCGGUAUCAUGGGAACCAUUCGCCUGGUUGCUGGGAUGUACCUCAUCGUCAUCACAAGGAAGAAAAAUGUGGGCAGCCUCCUGGGUCAUGCAGUGUGGAAAGCAGUGGAUUUUGAUAUCAUCUCUUACAAAAAGACAAUUUUGCAUCUAUCAGAGAUCCAGUCUCAGGAGAAUAAGACGUUCCUAUCCAUGCUAAACAACGUGCUGACAACAGACGGUUUCUACUUUUGCACUGAUUACGACUUGACGCACACCCUUCAGCGACUGGCCAAUACCAGCCCUGACUUUCAGGAGAUGAGCCUGUUUGAGAGGGCGGAUCAGAGGUUCCUGUGGAAUGCAAAUCUCCUCCGUGAGCUGGUAGCAGAACCAGAGCUCCACAGGUUUGCUCUCCCUGUUGUACAUGGCUUCAUUGUCAUGAAACCAUGUCGUAUCAAUGGGAAAAUCUUUGAGUGGAUCCUCAUAUCCCGGAGAAGUUGUUUCCGGGCUGGUGUCAGAUACUAUGUCAGAGGAAUCGACUCAGAAGGACAUGCUGCUAACUUUGUUGAAACUGAGCAGAUAGUUGUAUAUGAGGGAGCAAAAGCUUCCUUUGUGCAGACAAGAGGAUCUAUGCCUUUUUAUUGGAGUCAAAGGCCCAACCUGAAAUACAAACCAAAACCUAUUAUCAGCAAAACAACCAGUCAUUUGGAUGGUUUCCAGAGGCAUUUUGACUCUCAGCUCCUAAUCUACGGGAAACAAACAGUUCUUAAUCUGGUAAAUCAGAAAGGAUCUGAAAAGCCACUCGAACAGGCAUUUGCAAAGAUGGUGUCCACCAUGAAUAAUGGUAUGCUCAAUUACAUAGCCUUUGACUUCCACAAAGAAUGUAGCCACAUGAGAUGGGAUCGUCUUCAGAUCUUGGUGGAUGCUGUAGCUGAGACACAAGAUGAAUACAGUUACUUCAUGGUGAACUUGGACGGAAAGGUACUCGUCCAGCAGAAAGGUGUCUUUCGCAGUAACUGUAUGGACUGCUUGGACAGAACCAAUGUCAUCCAAAGCCUUUUAGCACGACGCUCUUUGCAGUCUCAGCUACAGAGAAUGGGUGUUUUAAAUGUAGGACAACGACUUGAAGAACAGGCUGACUUUGAGAAGAUCUACAAAAACGCAUGGGCUGACAAUGCAAAUGCAUGUGCGGUACAGUAUGCAGGAACUGGUGCAUUAAAGACAGACUUCACGAGGACAGGAAAAAGAACACACUGGGGGUUGUUGAUGGAUGGUUGGAACUCUGUGAUCCGGUAUUACAAAAACAACUUCUCUGAUGGCUUCAGACAAGAUUCAAUUGAUUUGUUUUUGGGAAAUUUUGCCAUUGAUGAAUCAGACAGCCCCGGGCCUUUGAGGGUGCAGAAGGACUGGAAGUUCCUUACGCUACCUAUCGUCAUGUUGGUGGCAUUCUCGAUGUGCAUCGUAUGUCUUCUCAUGGCUGCAUACACAGAUGGAUCCCAAGCAACAUUGAUCCUACUUGGGCUUUGUCUUCUUUCAGGUGACACAUGGACAGAGACUUUGGCAUAUGUGAUGUUUUGGGGCGCAUGCAGUGCGAUUACAGCUACAAUCAUCCUCUUUAAUGGGCAAGACUUUGUGGAUGCUCCUAAACUUGUACAUAAAGAGAAAAUGGACUGAGUUGUGAUUGUGCAUCUUAGGGUAAAGGAUAUAACAGCUUGCGUACGAGACUAAGACAUCUUGUCAACAUUAUUUUUCUCUUUCCACAUAUGAAGACUAGACUGUUGUCUGAUCUGUCCUGACUUCCCUCCAUUUUUUUUUUUGUGCUUUACAGAGGCUAAAAUUUAGAAUAUGUCUGCUCUGUUCCAUAAAGCCUAUCGGUAAUUUUUUACAGAUUUUCCUGAUUGGUCAACAUUUAUGUGGAGACAAAGUACUGUCAACUGCCACUAUUACUCUAUUCUUCACACAUCCUCUUUUAUGUGAACUGUACUUCAGGAUUUUUUUUGUGUCAUUAUAAUUUUGUGUAUACAGUAAAUCCUCACUAAACGUGGGCAUACAGACCAAGCCUUGCCGUGAAAAGCUAAAAUCCACAAAUAAGUGACACCACUCCUUAAAAGCACUUGUAACUGCAUAUAGAUGGUACAAAAUGACUCCUUUUUUCCCCCAAAUGAAGCUCUGCAUAUGUCUUCAAAAUUUCCUUGGUACCUUGAUACCAGCUCAUGCCAAACCAAUACAGUUAUUGCUUUGGCCUGAGCACAAAAAAAAACACAACACAUGAGUUUUCCAGUGUAUGAUAGGUUCCCUUAAAAAUAUCAGUGAGUAGGUGAAUUGGCAAAUACUGAACCAUAACUAUACCAGGGUUCACUCUAUUACUAAAAUCUAGUAUUUUGUUCAAUCGUGGAUUAAAAUUGUGCCUCUUCAGUGUCUUGCUGCUAACAGGUGCCUUUGAGGCAUCUGUACACCAUUUGGGAAAAAAAUAUAUAAGCAUUUAAAAAAUGGUAAUUAGAUUGGAGCAAGAUGCAUGUAGUUCUGAAACAAAUCAAGUGAUAGAUAAUUUAUUUUGUCAUGGUGUAUCAUGGUGAUUCCCAAGAACAUAUAUCUAAAAAUUACUUUAGACUAAUGUCUUUUAGCACAUGACUAAAUAUGACACUUCUAUGAAACCUUUGCAUCUUUUAAGUUAUAUAGUAUUAUUAAAUUUGAACUAUUAGAAGUACUGAACAUUAAAAUCAUUUCGUACAUGAGUUUUUUAACUGCUAUAUUUAUAUUCAAUCUUUUUUCCCCCCUGUAUAUGUAGUAACAUAACUACAAGGAUACAGUGCAGUCUUCUAAAUAUUCAAAGUAAUUCCCUAAUUGUUUUAAUUUAACAGGAUUUUGCACACUUAUAGUGAAUAUUUGCACACACAAAAUCAUGAUUUGCUAACUAAUAUUUUGAAGAAGCUAUUCAAUUGCGUAGUUCCUCAACCUGAUAGAUGAAUAAUGAAUUAUUGUAUUAUAAACAAAAGAAUAGAGGAACUAGUUUUCCAUCCUUAUUUGCACAGAAAGCUUCAUAUUCUUCAAACCAGAUGUUUCUGUAUACUGCAUAACGUUACACAUUUUCUUUCCUUUGGUUCCCUAUGUCAAAAUUGUGUGACUUCAUUUAGGGUUUGUAUUCAGAGUCCUGUGUUUUGUGUUGUACUUAUAUUGACGUACCAUAUACUAUAUACAGUACAGUGUAAUAAAUACAUUCAUGUACUGCAUUACUAUAGCUUGUAUGUUAUGUGAUCAUACAGUAUUUGGUAUGUGAUUCAGUGUCACUGCUAUUCCAAAUAUUUUUUUGUGAAUUUAUUUUGCUAAAUUUUAAGUGUUGAGCUAGUAAAUUACAUUAACUUGGAAAUAUGCAGAAAUCCGAUGGUAUCACAGAUCUCUUUCUGGAUUUAUGGUAUCUUUUUAUUUUCCUUAGCAGACAUCACUACUUAUAAAUUCAGUUAAGACUUCAUGGAUUUGUUUAUACUGUAUAUUGGACAAUAAACUACUGUAAACUGA